CUCUCUCUCUCUCUCUCUCUCUCCAGUAACCGACUCUCUUCCAGAUCCACAUAGCUCUGUUUAAACUUCACCAACUUCGUCAUUCUUCAUUUUGGAGACUAACCAAUCGAAGUUGAAUAGAUAGCCACAGAAAAGAAGUUGUUCCGUCUCUUCAGAGUUGCUCAGGAUGGCUGCUUCAGCUCUUUUUUUUAUGAUGACCAUGUUCGUCUUUUGUGCUCUUCAGUGUUCCACGGUAACGGGGUUCGACUACCAAGUUGGAGGGGCCGAGGGCUGGGUCGUCCCUCCCGCGAAUGAUAGCAAGGUCUACAAUGACUGGGCUUCCGAGAACCGGUUCCGACCGGGCGACACACUCCGCUUUAAGUAUAAGAAGGAUUCGGUGAUGGAAGUGACCGAAGCCGAGUACAAGAACUGCAACUCCACCCGUCCAAGCUUCUUCUCCAACACCGGCAACACGGUCUAUGCUCUUGACCACUCGGGGCCUUUCUACUUCAUCAGUGGAGUCUCCGGCCAUUGCCAGAAGGGACAGCGAAUGAUCGUGAAGGUGUUGUCUUCCGAGGAGUCCGAGGCAAGCGGCGGAAGUAGAGGUUCAUCAUCCUCCGCUUCUUCUGCUUCCUAUGCUGCUGGUUUCUCUAAGAUCGGGUUCCUUCUGUAUCUUCUGUCCUACAUCACUUCCAGUCUGUUCUAGUUUCCUUUGUAAAUGUCGCUUGCCGAGGUUAGGUGCUACUUCAGGUGUUCCGUGUCUUUCUAGUCUUCAGUUUGUCCAUUUUGUUUAUUCGUAGGUCUGUUUCAGCUGCUACAGUUACUUUGUUUCAGAU
Molecule: messenger RNA, 815 nt
Organism: Eucalyptus grandis
Lineage: Eukaryota; Viridiplantae; Streptophyta; Magnoliopsida; Myrtales; Myrtaceae
Product: mavicyanin
Exons: 2
Coding region: 167-685 (172 amino acids)
Cellular component (GO): plasma membrane
Molecular function (GO): electron transfer activity
Source: RefSeq, a predicted model, not a curated record